AACCCUGCACAUUCGUCCAAUCACUCUCUUCCUCAUUUCUCAUUUCUCAUUUCUUGCUUUACACUAAAACCCUCGCCUCUACUCAGCUUCAGCAACUUCAACCUUCUUCUUUGUUUUUUCUAGGUCGUUUCUUCAAUGGCUACUACUCUUGCUCUCAGAAAUUCUUCUUCUUCUUUCAAACGUCUUUCUCCUUUUCUCUUCUCUUCUCAAUUCCACUCUCGUUCCUCUCUCAUCAAUGACAACACUCUUACUACUUCCUCUCCUCCUUCUCCUUCUUCCAAUCCCUGGUGGAGAUCCAUGGCUACUUUCACCAGAACAAAACCUCACGUUAACGUUGGAACUAUUGGACACGUAGAUCACGGGAAAACAACACUCACUGCUGCAAUCACCAGAGUGCUUGCUGAUGAAGGGAAAGCUAAAGCUGUUGCUUUUGAUGAAAUCGAUAAGGCUCCUGAAGAGAAGAAAAGAGGGAUUACAAUUGCUACGGCUCAUGUUGAGUACGAGACUGCUAAACGACAUUAUGCACAUGUAGAUUGUCCAGGACAUGCAGAUUAUGUUAAAAAUAUGAUUACUGGAGCUGCCCAAAUGGAUGGCGGUAUCCUUGUUGUAUCCGCACCUGAUGGACCAAUGCCUCAAACCAAGGAACACAUUCUUCUAGCUCGCCAGGUUGGUGUGCCAUCUCUUGUGUGCUUUUUAAAUAAAGUUGAUGCCGUCGAUGAUCCAGAGUUGUUAGAGCUUGUAGAAAUGGAGCUCCGCGAGCUUCUGAGCUUCUACAAGUUCCCUGGGGAUGAAAUCCCAAUCAUUAGAGGUUCUGCAUUGUCUGCUCUACAAGGUACAAAUGAAGAGAUUGGAAGAAAGGCCAUUCUAAAAUUAAUGGAUGCAGUUGAUGAAUACAUUCCCGACCCUGUUCGCCAGCUUGACAAGCCUUUCUUGAUGCCCAUUGAAGAUGUAUUCUCAAUUCAGGGACGAGGAACAGUUGCUACUGGCCGUGUUGAACAAGGAAUUAUCAAAGUUGGUGACGAAGUUGAGGUUUUGGGGCUGAUGCAGGGUGGUCCUCUGAAAACAACAGUAACUGGAGUUGAGAUGUUCAAGAAGAUUCUGGAUCAAGGACAAGCUGGUGAUAAUGUUGGUCUUCUUCUCCGUGGUCUUAAACGUGAAGACAUUCAACGUGGUCAGGUCAUUGCUAAGCCUGGUUCUGUAAAAACAUCAAAGAAAUUUGAGGCAGAGAUAUAUGUACUCACAAAGGAUGAGGGUGGGCGACACACUGCUUUCUUCUCUAACUAUAGACCUCAGUUUUACUUGAGGACUGCUGAUAUCACUGGAAAAGUAGAGUUACCAGAAAAUGUUAAAAUGGUUAUGCCUGGAGACAAUGUUACUGCCGUGUUUGAAUUGAUUUUACCAGUUCCACUUGAAGCAGGGCAAAGAUUUGCCUUGAGAGAGGGUGGCAGAACAGUUGGUGCAGGUGUGGUGUCAAAAGUGCUGAGCUGAUAAGCACACAUGAUUCAAAUCUUUAGUUUGACACAUUUGCAAAAGGGGUGGAAAUCUUUGGGACCCUGCCUUUUCUAAUGAAAAUACAAACCCUGUGAUAAUUAAUAUUCAGCGGUGGUUGGAUGAACGGAGUAUACUUUAGAGAAGCUCAUCUUCAUGGUUCAUUUUUGUAGUUCAUAAAUUGUCAACAUGCAUUUGAUCGCUUGACACUGCCUGCUUUAAGAAAAUAACCUGUGAAUCGUCUCUUCAUACAUUAACAGACUGAGUCAUAGAUGUUGGGUUUUGCAAAUCUUUAUAUUUGUUAAAAUUUAAACAUUAUUUUGUUUUAAGCUUUAUUAAAUUCUACAUCUAUUGGUUUCAGAAUUCAGAUACCCAAUAGAUUGAAACAUGAUUGUCAGUUGUGGUUAUGAUAUCUUGUGUCUGAUAUAGUUACUGAUGUACAGGAUUUGGGGAAUUACCGCAUUGCUCUUUAUUAUGAAAA
Messenger RNA from Cicer arietinum (chickpea), 1969 nucleotides. RefSeq names its product elongation factor Tu, mitochondrial. Gene Ontology annotation, cellular component: mitochondrion. Lineage: Eukaryota; Viridiplantae; Streptophyta; Magnoliopsida; Fabales; Fabaceae. The record is from RefSeq and is a predicted model, not a curated record. Gene Ontology annotation, molecular function: GTP binding; translation elongation factor activity; GTPase activity. Gene Ontology annotation, biological process: mitochondrial translational elongation.